Astyanax mexicanus (Mexican tetra) is the source of this 5542-nucleotide messenger RNA. It is a transcript of the gene srebf2, whose product is annotated as sterol regulatory element binding transcription factor 2. Gene Ontology annotation, molecular function: protein dimerization activity; DNA-binding transcription factor activity, RNA polymerase II-specific; RNA polymerase II cis-regulatory region sequence-specific DNA binding. The record is from RefSeq and is a predicted model, not a curated record. Gene Ontology annotation, cellular component: nucleus. The transcript has 20 exons. NCBI's taxonomy places the organism in Eukaryota, Metazoa, Chordata, Actinopteri, Characiformes, Acestrorhamphidae. Gene Ontology annotation, biological process: positive regulation of transcription by RNA polymerase II; positive regulation of cholesterol storage. The coding region runs from base 223 to 3699 and encodes 1158 amino acids.
ACGUUGUGGAACAAGAUGGCUCCGUUUGUUUUGUGAAGGGGGUUCUGACGGUUCAGCUCAGCGAUGCGGACAGGCCCGGUUUGGGGUAUUUUGGGGUGUUUUCAGGGUCGGUUUUAAGGCUAAAACACACCCCCACUCCUCAAACACACAGGCAGAGCGGGCACCGCCUCCUCUGCUGCCCGACCCGCCCGGGGAGACACCGGAACCGGGGACGCCGCUGGUAUGGACGGCGGAGAGUACCUGUCAGCCAUGGAGAACAUGGACCCGACCCUGUCCGAGCUGGGGGACGAGUUCACCCUCGGGGAUAUCGACGAGAUGCUGCAGUUUGUGAGUAAUCAGGCUGAUUUUCCGGACCUGUUUGAGGAUCAGGUGGGCUCGGUGCCAGUGCAGGCUGGAGUGGUGGCCCCCAUUCACUCUUCAGUUCAUCUGCCCCCUGCUGGACUCCAGAAUAACCCAGUUACUCUCACACCCAUUGCCCCUACCCCUGCACCGGCCCCCUUCCUGCCCCUCACACCUCCACACACGCCUGUACAGACCAUCACCGCCAGUCAGCAGACUCGCACCCCACCUCUACUGCAGCCACGCCCACAGCCCCAGCAACACAUACAGGUGGCCGCUACUCCAAUGCCUCUGCAUACGCAGACGGUGACUGUGCAGUCUCAGAGCUUCCCAGUGCAGACGCUGGCUGUUCAGGCUCACACUCAGACGCUCCCGGUGCACACGCAGGCCCAGACGGUGAUGAUCGCUCCCACAGCGACGCAGUCACGAUUCAUACAGAACCAAGUCAUCUGCCACCAGAACCCCAGCGCUGGAUUCCAGGUCCUCCAACCACAGAUGCAGAGCAUUGUGACAUCACCACAGGUUCAGCCAAUGACCAUCCAGCACCAGCGCGUGUUGACCCCUGCUGGUCAAACCAUCCAGACACUGUCCACAGCGCCAACUACUGUCCACACCAUGUCACCGCAGGUUCAGCAAGUCCAACAGGUGCAGCAACUGCCUGUGUUGGUGCACCAGCCACAGAUUCUGAAGACGGAUUCAUUAGUGUUGACCACGCUGAAGCCAGAUGGAACCCAGGUCCUGUCCACCAUGCAGAACCCCGCCAGCAUCACCACAUUAACCACACCACUGCAGACGGCUCUGCAGGUCCCGACCCUGGUCGGCAGUAACAUCCUGACCACUGUUCCAGUUAUGAUGGGCAGUGGUGACAAGCUGCCAAUCAAACAGCUCCCGUCAGCUCCCACCCACAACGGUGGCAUAACCAGGACCGUGGUGGAGCCAGCGGCAACAGUUACAACAGUAGUGGGUGGCGUGGUGAAGGAGGGCGAGCGUAGGACGACCCACAACAUCAUUGAGAAGAGAUACCGGUCAUCCAUCAAUGACAAGAUCCUGGAACUGCGGGACCUGGUCAUGGGCAAUGAUGCCAAGAUGCACAAGUCAGGUGUGCUACGGAAGGCCAUAGACUACAUUAAGUACCUGCAGCAGGUGAACCACAAACUGAGGCAGGAGAACCUGGCACUGAAGAUGGCCAGCCAGAAACACAAGGUGGUGUGUAUACCAGAUGAUGUGGAGAUGAAGCCGGAUGUCUGUGUGAUGACUCCGCCCCCUUCAGACUCUGGUUCCAGUUCUCCUCCCCAGUUCUCUCCAUUCUGUCUGGACUCAGAGCCGGGCAGCCCCCUGCUGGAGCAUGAACCGGUAAAAAGUGAGCCGGCCUCCCCCUCCUCCCCCUCCUCCUCCGUGGGGGUGAUGGAUCGCUCCAGGGUGCUGCUUUGUGCACUGACGUUCCUCUGCCUCUCCCUCAACCCUCUGCCCUCUCUGCUGGGCUCUGAUGAGAACAACUCCCCCUCCUGGCCUGGAGGAGAAGGACACGGCCCCUCCAGAUCACUCGUCUGGCUGCCUGUACAGACUCAGAGCUUCGCGGCGUGGCUGUGGUGUGUGUUGCCGUGGGUGACUGUGUGGGUGCUGAGCGGGGUGGGCGUAGUCUGGGGGUGUGUGAGGAUCCUGUAUCUGUGGGAGCCGGUUACCCGCCUGCACUCCCCGACAUCAGUGCUGUUCUGGAGACACCGCAAACAGGCAGACCUACAACUUUACAGGGGGCAGUACAGUGCAGCAGUGGUCAGUUUAGAGACGUGUGUCUCCGUCUUGUCCCGAGCUCUGCCCUCCACCACUUUUGACCUCGCCUGCUCUCUUUCCUGGAAUCUAAUUCGCUAUGGCCUGCACAGGCCCGCCCCCUUUGGCUGGCUGGUGCGUCUGGUUGGCGGAAAGCACGAAGGGGAGGAGUCUCGGACCAGCUCCAGGGACGCAGCUCUGGUGUACCAUCGAUUGGGUCAGCUGCAGCUCACAGGUAAGAUGUCGGAGCGCAGUGCAUUGUGGGGGGUGUCUGUGUGUCUGAACGCAGUUAAUCUGAGUGAGAGCGCACAGGGGAAGAUGAACCCUACUGAGCAUGCUCAGAUUUACAUCUCUGCCGCCAUUGCCCUGCGAGCCGCACUCGGAAACCACCUCACCUGCCUGCCUGGAUAUCUGCUGAACUGUGCUGAGAGUCUUAUUGGUCAGUCAGAUUCUAAGACCCUCCCAGACAGCCUGCACUGGCUCUUCACCCCAUUGGGCCGGCAGUUUUUCCUGAGCUGUGAUUGGUCGGUGAAGCCGGACAGCAGUAGAGGAGUUUAUACAUCUGAGAGAGAGCAGGCGGAUCCAAUUGCACAGCUGCAUCGCUGUUUCUGUGAGAAGCUUUUGGAAAGAGCUGUACACACACUCAUCCAACCACACACUGACACUGAGACCAGCAAACGGCGAGAGGAGAAUGGAGAGUUCAGUGGAGUGUUGGAGUUCCUGCAGUUGCUGAACAGUUGUACUGAAGACUCCGCCUCCCCGACGCCACCCUUCCCUGCUCUGGCCAAUCACAGCUCGACCCCAGUGGUAGACCCUGUGUGCCGCUGGUGGUCGUCUAUCCUGAAAGCAUCGGUUCACUGGCUGCAGGGUGAUGACGCGUCUGUGAGGUCACUGCUGGCGGAAGCAGAGCGAAUGCCCAGAGCACUGCACUCUAUAGAUCACCCGCUGCCGAAGGCCGUGCUGGCUCUGUGUAAGGCGGUACAGAUGAGUGUGUGUCCACAGAAGGGGGAGGGAACGCUGAGCUGCCUCACACACUGCGACCGGGCCAGUGCUUACCUGCGCACCAGCAUCGCACACACACACACCUACACCUGGCUGCACAAGGGAAUGGAGCUGCUGAUGUGUGACCUGCUGCUGACUCUGAGGACCAGCCUUUGGCAGCGUGGAGGCGGGGCUAAUGGAGAGCCAUGCCCGGCCCCUAGUUCACAAUUGGCAGGAUUCCAGAGGGACCUGAGCUCUCUACGUAAACUGGCACAGGGGUUCCCCCAAGCCCAGCACAAGGUUUUCUUGCAUGAAACGACAGUGAGGUUGAUGGCAGGAGCAAGUCCAACUCGUACACAUCAGCUGCUGGAGCACAGUCUGCGCAGGAGAACACAAACUUACUCAGAGGGUGUAUGUGUUGCAGGUGAAAGAGAGCGAGCUCAUGCCAUCCUGCUGGCCUUCAGCCACCUGCCCGUGCCCCUGCUGACCCCUCCUGGACACCGCGCCCGCAUGCUGGCAGAGGCCAAACGCACACUGGAGAGAGUGGGGGACCGCAGGACCCUCACAGACUGCCAGAACAUCCUGCUGAGAGGGACCACCAUCACAUCAUAGACACACACAAAAACAUAUAUACACACACAAACACACAUCUGUAAUAUAAACUGUACAUACUGGAGUGUCUGAGCUUCUCCCAGUGCAUCUCAUAUCUGCUGUAAUUGUUGCAGGAUGUUUCUCUGCAAGAUUUAUAUUCAUAUUAAUUUCUGAGAUAUGGAGGCUUUAAAUGGGAGUUUUUUUUUUUGCCUUAGAGCUACAGAAUGAAGACAGGUGUCCAAUUAAGAAAUCUGAUAAAAAAAAAGGCUGAAUAAUCCUCUGGAGUAUUCUGGGAUUUCUUAGUCUGCACAUGAGUGAUGACAGAUCGUGUUAGUGGAAAUAAGCAAGCAGCUGUGAGAUGAUGUUCAAAAACUUUUAGAACAAUGCUGAAUCUGAAGGAUUUAAAUAAUCAUUUUCUGGCUGAUUUAUGAUCAUAUUGCAGGAUGAUUUGUAACAUACUAUAUAUAUAAAUUUAAGGUAGAGAACACCUUAAAUCCUCCAUAUCUCAGAGACUAAUGAAGACACGCGCCGGACAUUCUGCGCACUGUCCACCCAGCCCUGCUUCACCACACACUUCUGAACUAAAGUCUGAAUUAAAGCUGGAAAUUACUGGGGAUGCACCGAAUAUUCAACUUCCAAAAUUAUUCACCAGAAAAUGACUUUCAUUGAUUGUUUGAUCAAACAGAUGUAUAACAAAUAGACAGUGAUGACUUCAUAAUUAAUUAAUUAUAAGCUACAGGUAUAUUGUGCUUUGUUGGUAUGUCUGCUGGGAAAUCAAAUAUUUAAAGAUAUCUGUUUAGGCUAUGUAAUUUAUUAAUUUGUGAAAAGUUGGCAAAUGUAUUGAAAACCUGUAAAAUAACGUUCAGUCUUCAGUGCAUCCCCAGAAAUUACAAAUUUAUAAUUCAGAAAGUAGAUUUUUUGGUCUGGAAGUUUAAGGGAGGAUCACACAAUCCACACAUAGAAAGUUUGAUUAGCAUUUGAAUUCGUUUAGCCCAGUGUGUCUUUAUCUACCUCACACACACAAACACACACAAAAACACACAAUAAACAAUCCUUAAUUAUCCUUUACAUUUUGCAUGAAAACACACACACAGACAUAAAAUACACAAACAGAGCAGGAAUCUCAGUAUAUACAGUAAUUCUGAUUUAAUUCUGUACUUUAUAGAUAUUAUUAUACCACAACACCCUUAUUUAUUCAUAAUUACCACCAACACACACACACACAGAUCUGUCUGUAUAUAAGGUGUAUAUAGCAGUGUAGAGACCAAAGUGUUCAGUAAAGCUUAGUGGGGUCAAUUCACCUGUACGUAUAAACACACACACACACACACACAGGACGGGGUUAGGUGUACAGGUAGAUGUGAGCUUUGUUGAACUCUUACAUAUUUACUUUUUUUUAUUAUUAUUCUGCUUUCUAAAGGGGUUUUGUUGUUUUGUUUAUUUGUUUGUUGUCUGAGUAUAAUAGCUGUUUUUGGGAAGAUCGAACACCUCAGUCAGUCAGAAUUUUAUUUUGCUCAUUUGUUGUUUCUUUUGUUUUAGUUUUUUUUUCUUUAAUGAGGUGUUUAAAUCUGAUUUGUCGGUUCAGAUUGAAGAACGUCUGACCAGAUCAGAUCAGCUCUAAAUGUAAUUACAUGUUAUUGUUCUAAAUAAAAGGCUUGUGUGUGUGCGUGUGCGUGCGUGCGUAUGUGUGUGCGUGUGCGCGUGCGUGUGUGUGAGAAGCCCUAUAAUAAAGUGAUAAGGCUGGGUGGAGUUUCUGAUGGGUGAAGUUAUUCUAAGCUCCUGUUUUACGCUUCCCUUUAAAUCUUUUUGAACUUUUUCCUCUUUAUUUUGUUUUGUAAUAAAACUGCAGAAUUAUUCAACAGCA